Molecule: messenger RNA, 3309 nt
Organism: Drosophila innubila
Lineage: Eukaryota; Metazoa; Arthropoda; Insecta; Diptera; Drosophilidae
Gene: spin
Product: protein spinster
Exons: 9
Coding region: 494-2242 (582 amino acids)
Biological process (GO): transmembrane transport
Cellular component (GO): membrane
Molecular function (GO): transmembrane transporter activity
Source: RefSeq, a predicted model, not a curated record
AGUUGUCUCUGUUUCUCCUUUUCAGUCCAAUUAGUUAUUUGAAAGAGUGCGGACGUGUCGCGCACUAAAUAUAAAAUAAAAAAAUAAUAGAAGCACUGCAAAUGCAUAUAAAAAGUAAACGCCGCAUUCGAUUAGUCAACAGUGCAAUUUAGGGUACAUACGUACUGCAACAAGCUAAAUAAGAACAAAUAAGUGCAAGAACAAAGUAAUUAAAUUUAUAUUUGUAAGGCAUUUGAAACGCAGCCAAAGAGUAUUUUUUAAAAGUGAACAGUGAGCGAAUAGAAAUCUGCCACCAACACAUAUUUUCACAUUCUCGCUUCCUAUACAGUUUCGUGCAUCGCGUGUGUGUUUGCGCGGCACUGUAAGCGUGUGUGAGUGUUUCGUUGUAUGUAAACGAAAGAUAAAGAGACUGCAAAAAUAUUCGCUGCUGUAUAAAAACUUUCGACUUCAGUGUUGUACAGUGUGUGAGUGUGUGCGAGUGCAAGGCACGUGAAUGUCGCAGAAACACCAUCAGUCCUAUCAACCGCUACCAACUGCCGCGGCUGCCAUGGACAAUCCGGCGAUGAGCAACAGCAGCAGCAGCAGUGGCAGCAACGAUGACGUUGCCGGUUCGGAGCCGCUCGGAUUACCUGCGACUUACUCGUCACAACAGCUCGUCACAUCCGAUUUUGAUUCAAUGGAGCGGCUGCGAGGCAACGAUCCUGAACCGCCUCCACGCUCCACAACAGCCAGCCAAUGGUUCACCGUCGGCGUCCUCUGCUUUGUCAAUCUCAUCAACUACAUGGAUCGCUUCACAAUCGCGGGCGUGCUAACCGAAGUACAGUCCGACUUCCAUAUAGACAACGAUGAGGGGGGAUUAUUGCAGACUGCAUUUGUUGUCUCCUACAUGGUAUUUGCACCCCUCUUCGGUUAUCUGGGAGAUCGGUAUUCCCGCCGUUGGCUAAUGGCUAUAGGCGUCGCGAUGUGGUCAACAACAACAUUACUGGGCUCAUAUAUGCACCAAUUCGGCUGGUUCCUCACAUUCCGGGCUCUAGUCGGCAUCGGGGAGGCAUCCUACAGCACCAUAGCCCCAACAAUAAUCUCGGAUCUGUUUGUGAACAGCAUGCGGUCCCAAAUGCUGGCCAUGUUCUACUUUGCUAUUCCUGUGGGCUCUGGAUUGGGCUACAUUGUUGGCUCAAAGACGGCGCAUUUGGCCAACAACUGGCGCUGGGCAUUGCGUGUGACGCCCAUAUUGGGCGUGAUCGCUGUGGUGCUUAUCUGCCUGAUCAAGGAUCCCAAGCGUGGUGCUAGCGAGGGUACACACAAUCUGGAGCCAACCACAUUCUGGACGGACAUCAAGGAGUUGGUCAAGAAUCGUUCCUUUAUGCUGUCUACGGCCGGUUUCACCUGUGUGGCAUUUGUGGCCGGAGCAUUGGCGUGGUGGGGACCCACCUACAUUCAUUUGGGCCUCAAGAUGCAACCUGGCAACGAGGACUUGAAGUUGGAUGACGUCUCAUUCAUAUUUGGGCUUAUUACCAUGUUCGCUGGUCUGCUGGGCGUGCCAUUGGGUUCAAUUCUAUCGCAGCGACUGAGGAAACGCUUCCCGACCUCCGAUCCCGUUAUAUGCGCUACUGGCCUGCUGCUUAGCGCUCCGCUUUUGACCGGCGCCUGUUUGCUCGUUUCUAGCCAAACCCAUCUGACAUAUACUUUAAUAUUUUUUGGUCAAUUAGCUUUAAACAUGAACUGGGCAAUUGUUGCGGACAUUUUGCUGUAUGUGGUGUUGCCCACUCGUCGCUCAACCGCCGAAGCCUUUCAAAUAUUAAUCUCACAUGCGCUGGGCGAUGCCGGAAGUCCGUAUCUGGUGGGAGCUAUAUCCGUUGCGAUUAAGGGUCAUCUUAGCGCGCAGCCGAAAAUGAUCAGCCAGCCGAGUUUACAGAGCAUGUCGCAAGUGUUGGAAAACGCAACGGAAGCUGUAACGGCAACACUCAGAGAUAUGCAGUUCACGCCCACAAAGAGCAGCUCGAGUGAUGUGAUUUCAUUUGAAGCGCUACAGUAUUCACUAUUCUCCACAACCUUUGUUGAAGUGCUGGGCGGCAUUUUCUUCCUGUGCACUGCUUGCUAUGUGAUCAAGGAUAGACGCAAGGCCACACAAGCAUCUAUGGUUAAAGAUUUGAAUUUGGCGCCAAGCGAUAACAAGACAGAUCUUUUUGAUUCGGAUUGCCUGGUCAUGUGCACCGAUAUUGCGCUGCGAGAGCGAGCGUGACAGCUUUAACCCAGGUCUAGAAGUCCUAGUUGUUGUAGCUAACUAUUUUGGCCAUACAUUUUUCGGUAGAAUCGAGCAAUCGGCAACAGAUUGCAAAUAGACCAGUAAGUGGCUAAUAUCAAGCGAUCCAAGAAGUUCUGCUGCGCACUCAUCGUGAAGUUCUUUUGGGUGAAAUGAUACUGACUGAGAAUCAUCUUUAAAAUAAUUUAUGAACACACAUCAUGCACAUACAAACAUUCAUAUAUAUAUACAUAUUGCUGCUGUACUAGAAGAAGACUGCAAUAACUUAGGAAACACGAAUCUUGUGUCUAAACACUCUUUUAGUAACUGUGAGCGAUAUGUAAUUCAAUAUCUACACUCUCUACAUACGUAUACACGUAUAUGUAUGAAUAUAUACAUAUAUAUAUAUAUAUGUAAUUUUACACAUGUAUUUCAUAUAUUGUCGUAUUGUUUUUUAAGACUCCUCCUAAAAAGCAUAAGAGAAAUAUAUUUCUAUAUAAGGAGGUCAUGGUUCCUAUCAAGAAAACUGAUAACGGCAGACUACGUAUAUGAAUAUGUACAUAUAGUUAUCGAAAUCGCGAGGAUCGCAAGUCAUAUUCAUCAAAUUUUACUCGUAUAAUUAGCUGUAGAUCCUAUUUAAUUUUACACUCAAAAUCAAAUUAAUCAAAUGAUUAGGGGACAACAUUUCAUACGUAAUUCUCGUUUAAUUUCUCCCUUAGACUUAAGUUGAAUCAAAUUUUGAAUAUAAUUAAAAGAACACCAUUUUUAUUGUACAUAGUUCGGCAUACAUUGGAAUUUGAGUUUGAAUUUAAUGAACUCUCUUGUUUAUCUCAGGCAUGAACGUAUGGAAUGUUUUAUGGGGUAUAUAACUUUGUAAAUAAAUAUUUAACACCCGGCCAUAAGUGUUAAGCGCGUAGUCUCUAUAAAUAGAUAUUAAUAUACAUAUAUAUACAUUAUACUUAUAUUAUUAAUAAUUUUAUUUGUAUCUGUAACCGUAGUUAGUGCGUUUAACAAAUUGGAAACAAAAAGAAAUUAAAGCAAUUUGAAAUAAAAAUAAUCACAUAUUA